This is a messenger RNA of Guillardia theta CCMP2712, 355 nucleotides long. RefSeq lists its product as hypothetical. Bases 46 to 285 code for a protein of 79 amino acids. The transcript is spliced from 4 exons. Lineage: Eukaryota; Cryptophyceae; Pyrenomonadales; Geminigeraceae. The record is from RefSeq and is a predicted model, not a curated record.
UACCCAGGGAGCUCCCACACUGCAGCGGCGCGGCCUCAAAAAGAAAUGGCAGCUCGUGCUGGAAAUCUUCUUCGCCUUGCUGCAAGACGCGUGAACGCUCCUGCUCUCCGCUCCUCCGCUCCUCUCAGAGGAGGCCACGAAGGACCCGAUCCCAACGCUCCUAAGUGGGAGCAGGCUGUGCGCAGCGUGUUGCGCAAGGACGAGCAUGUUGUCUUUGCUGUGAUUGGCUUCUGGGCUGUCGUGAUCUACGGCGCCCGCGUGUCAUUGAGGAGCGACGACGAUUGAGCAUGAGGAGGAGCCGAAGGAUGAGAAAGAACUUCUUUUGUUAAGACUCGAUAAAGCAGGAGGAACCUGA